GAGGCUGGGGCAGCGCAGUGAUUGGCUGCAGGGGGUUGAAUGUAAGAUGGCGCCCAGGGAGCUGUGAGGGGAAAAGACUCGGGGCCGAGGCGGCGGCGGCGACAGGGCCGGGAACGUUACAAGUCUAAGAGCUCAGGACAAGAGCAGCAGAAAUACAUGCAACAUGGUGACUGGAACCCUGAGGACCUUGCAAUAUGAAUAAUUCUCUGGAGAACACCAUUUCCUUUGAAGAAUACAUCCGUGUGAAGGCGCGAACGAUCCCCCAGCACAGGAUGAAGGAGUUUCUAGACUCCCUUGCUUCCAAGGGGCCAGAAGCUCUCCAGGAGUUCCAACAGACAGCCACCACCACAAUGGUGUAUCAGCAGGGUGGCAACUGCAUUUACACGGACAGCACAGAGGUGGCUGGGUCUUUGCUUGAACUUGCUUGUCCUGUGACAACCAGUAUCCAGCAACAAACUCAGCCAGAGCAGCAGAUACAGGUUCAGCAACCCCAGCAAGUGCAGGUUCAGGUCCAGGUCCAGCAGUCACCGCAGCAGGUCUCCGCCCAGCAGCUCUCUCCACAGCUCUCUGUCCAUCAGGCUUCGGAGCAGCCAAUACAGGUCCAGGUGCAGAUCCAAGGCCAGGCACAGCAGCAGGCAUCCCAGACAAUACAGAGUCAGUCUCUUCAGAGCCCCAGCCCAUCGCAGCUGCAGGCAGCUCAGAUCCAAGUGCAGCAUGUGCAGACUGCCCAACAAAUCCAGGCUGCAGAGCUACAGGAGGAACACAUACAACACCAGCAGAUCCAGGCCCAGCUUGUGGCAGGACAGGCCAUUACUGGUGGCCAGCAGAUCCAGAUCCAGACAGUUGGGGCACUGUCUCCCCCACCUUCUCAACAAGGCUCUCCACGAGAGGGAGAGAGGCGGAUCAGCUCUGCGAGUGUCCUUCAGCCAGUGAAGAAACGUAAAGUGGAUAUGCCUAUUACUGUAUCGUAUGCUAUUUCAGGGCAGCCAGUUGCCACAGUGCUGGCCAUUCCUCAGGGCCAGCAGCAAAGUUAUGUCUCUUUAAGGCCAGACUUGUUAACAGUGGACAGUGCCCACCUGUACAGUGCCACUGGGACCAUUACUAGCCCCACUGGAGAGACGUGGACCAUCCCUGUUUACUCUGCUCAACCACGUGGUGACCUUCAGCAGCAAAACAUAACUCACAUUGCCAUCCCUCAGGAGGCCUACAAUGCCGUCCACGUCAGUGGCUCACCCACAACACUGGCUACAGUGAAGCUGGAAGAUGAUAAGGAUAAGAUGGUGGGAAGUACUUCAGUAGUGAAGAACUCUCAUGAGGAAGUGGUGCAGACUCUUGCUAAUUCGAUCUUUCCAGCACAGUUUAUGAAUGGCAACAUCCACAUUCCAGUGGCAGUGCAGGCUGUGGCAGGGACAUACCAGAAUACAGCACAGACAGUGCACAUAUGGGACCCACAGCAGCAACAGCAGCAGCCCACACCACAAGAGCAGGGGCAGCAGCAGCAGCUACAAGUCACUUGCUCAGCUCAAACUGUUCAGGUUGCUGAAGUUGAACCACAGCCACAGCCGCAGACUUCACCUGAACUUCUACUUCCUAACUCUCUGAAGCCAGAAGAAGGUCUUGAAGUGUGGAAAAGCUGGGCACAGACCAAGAAUGCAGAGCUGGAAAAAGAAGCCCAAAAUAGACUAGCACCUAUUGGAAGGCGUCAGCUGCUGAGGUUCCAGGAAGAUCUCAUCUCUUCAGCUGUGGCUGAGCUGAAUUAUGGUCUGUGCUUAAUGACACGAGAAGCUCGGAAUGGUGAUGGUGAACCCUAUGAUCCAGAUGUGCUCUACUAUAUCUUCUUGUGUAUUCAGAAGUAUCUCUUUGAAAAUGGCCGAGUUGAUGACAUCUUCUCAGAUCUCUACUACAUUCGGUUCACUGAAUGGCUGCAUGAAGUUCUUAAGGACAUACAGCCCCGUGUUUCACCUCUUGGUUACAUCCUCUCCAGUCAUGUAACAGAAGAGAUGCUGUGGGAGUGUAAGCAGCUUGGAGCUCACUCCCCUUCCACCUUGCUCACUACACUGAUGUUUUUUAAUACAAAAUACUUCCUGUUGAAAACAGUGGACCAGCACAUGAAGCUGGCCUUCUCCAAGGUGCUGAGGCAGACCAAGAAGAACCCUUCUAAUCCCAAGGAUAAAAGCACGAGUAUCCGCUAUAUGAAGGCUCCAGGCAUGCACCAGACUGGACAGAAAGUUACAGAUGACAUGUAUGCAGAGCAGACCGAGAAUCCAGAGAAUCCCCUGAGGUGUCCGAUAAAGCUGUAUGACUUCUACCUCUUCAAAUGCCCCCAGAGUGUGAAAGGCCGGAAUGACACAUUUUACUUGACACCGGAGCCAGUGGUGGCCCCCAACAGCCCAAUCUGGUAUUCCAUCCAGCCGAUCAGCAGAGAGCAGAUGGAGCAGAUGCUCACCCGGAUCCUGGUGAUACGAGAGAUUCAGGAAGCUCUUGCCGUGGCUAAUGCCAGCACCAUGCACUAAGGCAUCCUUCGUGGCUCAGAUGGGGUGGGGCAGGGUGAUGGGGGAGGGACAAGCAAAGAGAAAUUGUACAGACUUUUACACUAAAGGAGAUGCCUAAGUUUUUGGUUUUUUAUUGGUGUAGUUAUGAAGCCCUUUUAGGCUUCUUCUCUUUAAAAGAAUCUAAAGGAAAACCUACCCAUUGUGUAUCCUACCCAACACACCAAACUGUUGGAACCAUUGGAGGCUGCAUAUCCCCUGCAAGCUGGGAGCUGUGGAAAGCUGCUGGUUGACUCUGGGUUUUUUUUAUGAUGUAGAAAACAUGAACUACAGGAUUGGCCUGGUUGGCUGGGGCCUCUGUCUCCUUGGAGCAUGUGCAGCCUAGAGGGCACAGAAUGAUGGAUGGACCUGCUCAGCCAGUGGAGGAGAGGCAGGCAUCUUCUUUUCUUGUGCUUGGACGUUAAUUUGCUGUUAUCUUGGAAGAAAGAGGAGAGAGUGAACUGCAAUUAUGAUUUAUACAAAAAAAAAAAAAAACAAACCAACAAUUUCUAUUCAGACCUUUAAGUGACAUUUUUAGAUGUUAAAAGUACAAACUUUACCACACUCUUCUUUUUUGGCCUAACAUUGAGGCCUUAAAGCUUGAGGCUUCUGUGCCUGUUGGAAUUCUUGUAACAUACACUUGUGUAUCAUAUAAAGAUACCACCCUGUUUCUCUUAUGUAUUCUUACUCUAGUUGUUUAUUAAGAAUGACGAGCACGUCUUUUCAACA
Messenger RNA from Haemorhous mexicanus (house finch), 3257 nucleotides. It is a transcript of the gene QRICH1, whose product is annotated as glutamine rich 1. The coding region runs from base 195 to 2513 and encodes 772 amino acids. NCBI's taxonomy places the organism in Eukaryota, Metazoa, Chordata, Aves, Passeriformes, Fringillidae. The record is from RefSeq and is a predicted model, not a curated record. The transcript has 11 exons.